AUGCUUGCACGCUUCCUCGGUCCGCUCGCCGCUGCCCUUCUGCUGGGCCUGCUGCUGCUCGAUCUGCCGCCGGGCCACGGCGACGCAGGUGAGUGGGCUGGGGAGCGCAGGACCCUGCCGGCCACCGCCUACCCUUUCCCGCGCUGCACAAGACAGAAAGCAGGCGUGUGCCCCAAGCUCGCGAUCGACCAAAACUGCACGGAGGAGUGCUUCUCGGAUGGAGACUGCGCCAAUUACCUCAAGUGCUGCCGGACGGGCUGUUCAGCCCUCUGCGUGCUCCCAGAUGAAAAGCCAGGCUCCUGCCCCCGACUGGACACAGGCAUUCUCCCACUUGGCAUCUGCCAGGAUCAGUGCCAGGUAGACAGCGACUGUCCGGACCAGAGAAAAUGCUGCCGCAAUGGUUGUGGGAAUGUAUCCUGUGUCACACCCAACUUCUGA
Messenger RNA from Chrysochloris asiatica (Cape golden mole), 438 nucleotides. It is a transcript of the gene WFDC2, whose product is annotated as WAP four-disulfide core domain 2. Gene Ontology annotation, biological process: antibacterial humoral response; innate immune response. The record is from RefSeq and is a predicted model, not a curated record. The transcript has 3 exons. Gene Ontology annotation, molecular function: peptidase inhibitor activity. Lineage: Eukaryota; Metazoa; Chordata; Mammalia; Afrosoricida; Chrysochloridae. The coding region runs from base 1 to 438 and encodes 145 amino acids. Gene Ontology annotation, cellular component: extracellular region.